AUGAAAUAAGGAUAGGUCAAAAGGAAAUUUGAGAGUAUAAUUGUAUUAAGAAAAUAGGUUUCGGCUUUAGUUCUUUAAAUCCUUCUGACCCUAGUGCUUAGAAAGAAUUGGUGUUACAUAUUUCAAAUCAAGUUUAAAAGGGAAAUGAUUUUACAAUAAAAAUGCAUAGUUGGAUGAAGAUUUCAAUUUUGAAAUAGAAAAUCCAUAAAACAACUAAAUUAGAUCUAGCAGAUUUUAGAAUACUUUAUAAAAAUCAAGAACUCUCUCUAAAUAAUGAAGAUUUAGAAGUAAGAAAUUAAAUUAAUAACAUUAAAGGAUUAUGGAAUCCAGAAUCAUGUAACUUUAAAAUUAUUGGCUCGAAAGUAGGGAUAAUAGUUGUAUUUUAUCAACAGCAUUCACAAUAUAUUGGAAGAAUAAAAAAAAACUUAAGAGCAAUUUUAAAAUGCUAAAUGGGCAGUUGAAGGAGCAUUUAUGAAAGGAAUAACACCUAAAUUAACUGAUUUUGGUACUCAGGGUACUUAUAUUUUGGAGGAUUUAAAUCAUAAACCUGUGGCCAUUUUUAAACCUUAUGAUGAAGAGGCAUUUGCGUAUAAACUAAAUUCAUAUAUAGCCCUAAUAAUCCAAGAGGAAUGAGAGGCAAAAUGAAUUCUCCAGGACUUCGAUAAGGAAUUUUGUCAGGAGAAGGAGUAGAUAGAGAAGUGGCAGCAUAUUUGAUAGAUUAAUCAUCUGGACAUUAUCAUAAUGGUAAUGUUGAAGAUAAGCAAUUUAGUACCUAUAACUGAUUAUGUUUAAAUUUGUCAUCCUGCAUUUCAUGCUGCUGAAGAAUACAAAUAAUUUUAGUAUGAAAAAAUUCCCAUAAAAGAGGGAUCAUUUCAACUGUACAUAAAACAUGAUGAUAAUGUUGGAAAUUUUGGAAGUGGUUUGUAUCCUUCUAUUGAAGCAAGAAAAAUAGCCAUCUUAGAUAUUAGAAUUCUAAAUUGUGAUAGAAAUGAAGAAAAUAUUUUGGUUAGAAAAAAGUAAUAUUAUAAUAAUAUUAUUUUAUUUUAGAAAAAUUAAUUAAACCACUGGUUAAACUAGAUAAGCUUAUGAUUAUUUUCUUAUACCUAUUGAUCAUGGUUAUACAUUUCCAGAUUGUUUCAAAAUAUGUAGAGAUGAAGUAGUAUGGUAUCAUUGGGGAUAAAUGACUCAAAAAUUUACUUAAGAAGAAAAGUGUUUUAUUGACAAGAUUGAUCCGAUAAAAGAUGUUCAAAUAUUGAGAGAGAAGGUAAAAUUGAGAGAAAUUUGUUUGAGAAAUGUUAGAAUAUCUACAACUUUAUUAAAGCUUUGUGCACAAGUUGAUUUAACCAUCCACGAUAUUUCGUAUUUAAAAUAAUUAAUUUAAUAGUGAAAUAUUAUAUAGAGAAAAUCCGGAUGAAUUAUCACCUAUUGAAAUUGCUAUUAAUAAAGCUGAAUACAAUUACGAGUAUGUUAAUAUAUUUUAUAACCAGUAAUAAUAUAAGAGUGCCGAAAGGAUAUUCAAAUUUAAAAGAAAAAAUAUUUUCAAAUAAUUUAAUAAAAAAAUCUUUAGAAUUUGAUUCUUUUACUUUAUAAAUUCAAGAAAGACCUAAAUUAGGAUAAAAUAUAAUAAAAUUAGAGAUCAUCCAAGAUGAGGAUGAAAACACAAAAUUUAAUAAAGAUACAAUGAUCAAAGAUAAUUAGAAGAUUUAAACUUCAGAUAAAAAAUUAGCUAGAGUUGGAUCUUAACAAGAAAUUAAAAGAUAUCCAAAACCUAUUGAAAAAGUCUGGAAUGAAGAUUUCUUUUCUCAUGUUAUUUAUUUCUUGCAACAAAUUAUUGAUGGUAAGAUUUAGGAAAAAUCCCAAUCUCCUCGUAAAUAUAGAGCAAGGUACAUCAGUGAAGAGGUCAAAUGA
Molecule: messenger RNA, 1908 nt
Organism: Paramecium pentaurelia
Lineage: Eukaryota; Ciliophora; Oligohymenophorea; Peniculida; Parameciidae
Source: the annotation of a GenBank genome assembly